GGAGCUGUCACAACUCAGUCUCUCCUGUGUAAGUUACUGAGUUGGGCAGCAAGAACACACACAUCACCAACAACCAUGCCGUCGCAGAGAACGCAGGAGUGGAUGCGCACAUCCCUGCGCACCCCGGGCAUCCUGAUCUUCGGAAUGGUCAUGGCUCCCUGCGGAUGGAUCCUAAACCUAACUGCCACAGUGGCCCCAAACUGGAGGACCCUUAACGCGCUUCCCUCACGCCCGUUGAAUGAGUACAUCCAGCAGGGCAUCUGGGAGAUCUGCAGGGCCACCACAGUCGAGACGAGGGCGGACUGCACUCUGCAGGACACCGAAUAUUUCGGGAACCAGGUUAUCGAGGUGGCCCAGGGUUUAAUGGUGGCCUCCCUCAUCGUGACUCUAAUCGGGCUGGCAGUGGCCAUCCCUGGGGUGCGCUGCUGGACAGACAGGCCUAACUGGUUGCUGGCUGGCCUGGGCGGAAUCCUGAUCUUCCUCUCCGGGGUCAUGACCAUCAUACCCAUCGCCUGGUACACCCACAUCCUAAAAGAAGUGCCAACGACGUUCCCUACCAUAGAUGUGCGCGUGGGCUACUGCAUCAUUCUGGGCUACAUAGGCGGGAUCUUUGAAAUCCUGGGCGGCUUCGUUAUGUUCAUCGGGAUCUGCCGGUGCUGCGGAGGGAAGAACCGAGGGGAGAAGCGGGUGGAGCAGGUCACCGGAGCCCGCUUCGCCAGCAGGAGACAGCCUGCGAGAAGAGUCGAAGUGCCGAGCCUGGACCGGGCCCGGAGCGAGGCCAGCAGCGUCCCGUACUCGAGAGACUCCCUGGAUGAAGAUGUGUCCUUCCCCCGGGCCAAGAGCACCGCAGCCCGGUCAGCGAACACCUCAUACGGCGGCAGACCUUAUGAGGCAGACCUAUGAGAAGAACACACUACAGGAGAGGAACACGACGUAAAAUGGAUAUUAAAUAAAGGACUGAGAGUGGGAAACUUUCUAGGAAGAUGGUCAACUUUAUAUUACAAGUAGAGUUUUUUAUAUUAUGGAGUAUUGUUACAUAAGACAUUAUACCAACACUUAUUUUAGGCCAUAAAAGAAUAUGUCAGUGGUGCCAAGAGAUUAACACCUUGUGAAAAAACUGUAAACUCACAUGUAGUCUAUACAUUGAGUUAGCCACAUCAUUAGGACAGUAAUGGGCUACUUGAAGGCAAACAUCUAUAAUAUUGUUAAAUGAUGUGAGAGUGAGCCAGGGCUAGUAAUGAGACCCAUAAUAGCUGGGUUAUGAUUUAUACUUACAUCAUGAUACUGGAGUGUGCUUCAAGCAGAGCAGUGCAGGUGGAGAUGUGGUGGAUAUUAGAAGGAAAGUAAAAGGUGAAGAAUUCAGUGUUUUUCUACAUUGCCAACUUUUCCCCCCUAAUGUUUUAAUGUAAAUACUGUAUUCUUAUGCACUUUAAGAUUAUGGCCAACCUUGUAGGACAACAGGCCACCUGUUGAAAAAGAAAGGUGAUCAAUAUUGUUCUCAUUGCUCUGUGAUACAAGUGUUGUUUAUUAAAUGUGCAAUGUUUCCUAAUAA
Gymnodraco acuticeps is the source of this 1552-nucleotide messenger RNA. RefSeq names its product claudin 23a (gene cldn23a). The record is from RefSeq and is a predicted model, not a curated record. Gene Ontology annotation, cellular component: bicellular tight junction; plasma membrane. Bases 76 to 903 code for a protein of 275 amino acids. Gene Ontology annotation, molecular function: structural molecule activity. Lineage: Eukaryota; Metazoa; Chordata; Actinopteri; Perciformes; Bathydraconidae. The transcript has a single exon. Gene Ontology annotation, biological process: cell adhesion; bicellular tight junction assembly.